Sinocyclocheilus grahami is the source of this 3715-nucleotide messenger RNA. Its product is annotated as adenylate cyclase type 2-like. The record is from RefSeq and is a predicted model, not a curated record. NCBI's taxonomy places the organism in Eukaryota, Metazoa, Chordata, Actinopteri, Cypriniformes, Cyprinidae. Bases 61 to 3423 code for a protein of 1120 amino acids. Gene Ontology annotation, molecular function: adenylate cyclase activity. The transcript has 24 exons. Gene Ontology annotation, cellular component: plasma membrane. Gene Ontology annotation, biological process: adenylate cyclase-activating G protein-coupled receptor signaling pathway; cAMP biosynthetic process; adenylate cyclase-inhibiting G protein-coupled receptor signaling pathway.
CGCUCUCUCGUGUGUGUCUCAGUCGCUCUCCGCUGCUCAGUUCAUCAUGUUGGCUGGAGAAUGCUGCGUGCGGCUGCGCUCUCUCUCCUGCCCUGGCGCGGGACGCAUCUGUCCCACCCGCCGCAGCUGAGCACUCUCACGGAGGAGGACGAGCCAGAACGGCAGCAGCAGGACGAAGAGGACGAAGACGAAGGCUCCGGGGUCCAGCCGGACCCCAUGUCCCAACAGACGGCGUACCUGCUGGAGGGUCCGGAGGACAUGGUGGCGUCGUCCGGGGGGCUGAAGUCUCCAGACUGGGUGUACGAGUCCUACUACCGUAUGAGCCAGCAGCAUCCGCUCAUCGUGUUCCUGUUGCUCAUCGUCAUGGGAGCAUGCCUGGCUCUGCUCGCCGUGUUUUUUGCCUCCGGACUGACCAUGGAGGAGCACAUGGCCUUCAUCAUGACUGUGCCCACAACUCUGGCCAUUUUUCUCGCCAUCUUCAUCCUCGUCUGCAUUGAGUCGGUCUUCAAAAAGCUUCUCCGCCUCUUCUCCCUGCUCGUCUGGGGCUGUCUGGUUGCCAUGGGUUACCUCUUCAUGUUCUUCGGUGGGAUCAUCUGUCCAUGGGACCAGGUGUCGUUUUUCCUGUUUAUUGUGUUUGUGGUGUACACCAUGCUGCCGUUCUCCAUGAGGGAUGCCGUCAUCGCUAGUGUCCUCACUUCAUCCUCCCACACACUAGUGCUCAGCAUCUGGCUCUCAAACACUACGGGCCACAUGGAGGCCCUCGUCUGGCAGAUCCUGGCUAACAUCAUCAUCUUCAUCUGUGGAAAUGUGGCGGGAGCCUAUCACAAACACCUGAUGGAUCUGGCUCUCAAACAGACCUACCACGACACCUGCAACUGCAUCAAGUCUCCCAUCAAACUGGAAUUCGAGAAGCAUCAGCAGGAGCGUCUUUUGCUGUCCCUGCUGCCCGCCCACAUUGCGAGGGUGAUGAAGGCAGAGAUCAUUCAGAGACUGAAGGGGCCUAACUUUGGGCAGGCGGAAAACGCCAACAACUUCCACAACCUCUACGUACAGAGACACACCAAUGUAAGCAUUCUGUAUGCAGACAUUGUUGGAUUCACACGUCUGGCCAGUGACUGUUCACCUGGAGAACUUGUUUACAUGCUCAAUGAGCUCUUCGGCAAAUUUGACCAGAUAGCCAAGGAUAACGACUGCAUGCGGAUCAAGAUCCUGGGCGACUGCUAUUACUGUGUGUCAGGGCUGCCAGACCCGCUGACUGAUCACGCCAAGGACUGUGUGAAGAUGGGGCUGGACAUGUGUGAGGCUAUCAAGAAGGUGAGAGAUGCUACCGGGGUUGACAUUAGCAUGCGUGUUGGGGUGCACUCUGGGAAUGUUCUCUGUGGCGUGAUCGGCCUCCAGAAAUGGCAGUAUGAUGUUUGGUCACAUGACGUCACCCUGGCCAAUCACAUGGAAGCGGGGGGUGUACCUGGACGAGUUCACAUCUCUUCUGUGACACUGGAACAUUUGAAAGGAGCGUAUCAAGUCGAGCCAGGCAACGGACAAAGCAGAGAUUCUUACCUGAAAGAGCACGGCAUCGUCACGUACCUAGUCAUCAACCCGAAGGUAGAAAAACGGAGUCCCCCGCUACCUGCUCGUCUUCGCACCACUCUGGAUGGGGUCAAGAUGAGGGCAUCUGUCCGCAUGACACAGUACCUUGAGUCCUGGGGAGCAGCCAAACCGUUUGCUAACCUCCACCAUCGAGACAGCAUGACCAACGAGAACGGCAAGAUCAACACACACGAUGUGCCAUUAGGGCAGUACAACUUUCAACAAAGGUCUGAAAGAACAAAAUCACAGAAAAAGAGAUUUGAAGAGGAGUUGAACGAAAGAAUCAUUCGCACUAUUGAUGGCAUCAACUCACAGAAACAGUGGCUGAAGUCAGAGGACAUUCAAAGGAUAUCUCUGUUCUUUCAUAAUAAGACACUUGAAAAAGAGUUUGGUGUAUCUGAUGAUUUUGUCUCUCACAGAACUACCGUCCUUGGAGUUUCAUACGGAAUGGCUUUCCUGCUGCUCGGCUUGAUCCUCGCCAUUUGUUUUGCUGGUCACAUACUGCAAUGGGGCAAAGCAGCCUCCUGCACAAUGCCCUGGCUCCCUGGCUCCUCUAAAGUCAUCACCAACAAGCCCUGGAUACGACUUGCGCUCACCAUGGCAACCACUGCACUUAUCCUAGUCAUGGCUGUAUUCAAUAUGUUCUUCUUAGGCGAAGAUAGGAUGGUAGCAUCACCUCCACUCAACAUUUCCAACAACAGUAUGGAUGGUCCAGAUGGUCAAACCACAGACUCCUCAGACAACAAGUUCUACUUGCCAUAUUUCAUCUACAGCUGCAUUCUGGGAUUGAUCUCAUGCUCCGUGUUCCUGAGGAUAAACUAUGAGCUGAAGAUGAUAAUUAUGCUUGCUGCUGUAGUGGGUUAUAAUAUCAUCAUCCUUCAGACCCAUGCCUCUGUACUGGAUGAUUACAGCAUGGCCCUCUACAAGACCCAGCAAACGGACCGGCCAGGUGUUCUGAAAGAUUUGAAGACCAUGGGCUCUGUGUCAUUGUUCAUUUUCUUUGUCACUUUGCUUGUGCUUGCGAGACAGAAUGAAUAUUACUGUAGGUUAGACUUCCUGUGGAGGAACAAGUUUAAGAGGGAGUGUGAGGAGAUUGAGACCAUGGAGAACCUAAACCGGGUGCUUUUGGAAAACGUACUGCCUGCCCAUGUGGCAGAACAUUUCCUGGGGAGGAACUGGAAGAAUGAGGAUCUCUACCAUCAGUCGUAUGAUCUGGUAUGUGUGAUGUUCGCCUCCAUCCCAGACUUCAAGGAAUUUUACACAGAAUCGGAUGUUAAUAAGGAGGGAUUGGAGUGCCUCAGGCUCCUUAAUGAGAUUAUAGCAGAUUUUGAUGAGUUGCUGUCAAAACCCAAAUUCAGUGGCGUGGAGAAGAUCAAAACUAUUGGCAGCACAUACAUGGCUGCUACGGGGCUGAAUGUGACCCCUGGACCAGAGUAUGCGCAGGACCACGACCGGCAGUACAUGCACAUUGGAACAAUGGUGGAGUUUGCGUUUGCUUUGGUCGGGAAGCUUGACGUCAUCAACAAACAUUCCUUUAAUGACUUCAAGCUGCGAGUGGGAAUAAACCAUGGCCCAGUAAUUGCAGGAGUAAUCGGAGCACAGAAACCGCAGUACGAUAUCUGGGGGAACACUGUGAAUGUAGCCAGUAGGAUGGAAAGCACAGGGGUGCUUGGGAAAAUCCAGGUCACAGAGGAGACGAGUCGGAUCUUGCAGACAUUGGGCUACAUGUGUUCCUGUCGAGGGAUCAUCAAUGUGAAGGGCAAAGGGGAUCUCAAAACCUUCUUCGUUCACACUGAGAUGACACGAUCCUUAUCACAAGGGAAUGUAAUGCCUUGAACCUCAGUCACACACUAGUCAGUUAUUGACCUGAUUAAAACGUGUACAGUUCAAUAUAGCGUUGGCCUAUUGUAGUGGAGCUCUACAGCGUUCUGUUUGCACCACAUACACUAGAUUAUUUGCAUUGCUUUAUAAGUAAUGGAUGGCUCAGAGGCUCUGUGUAACUCAGACUUGUAAUUGUGUGUUGCUCAAUCCAUAAUUUAAAGCAGCGGAAUUUUGUAAAAUUAAAGACAGUUAACAAAGGUGGCCAUGUUUUGAUGCUAUCAUUUUGUUAUCCAUUAAAAUUUAUAUA